AUGUGCAAGCACUUUGGCGGCGAAGAGCAUGGGUCGGCCACCAUUGCUGCGGCGCGUGAAGUGCUGCCCACCAAUGUCAAACCAAUCCACUACGACUUGACCCUGGAGCCGAACUUUGAGGACUUUACCUAUGAGGGUACCGUGGUUAUUGACUUAGAUGUCAAGGAAGACACGACCUCAAUCUCACUCAACACGAACGAACUCAAGAUCCACACCACCAAGAUCACCGCAGGCGACCAGGUCAUCUCAGAGUCGCCCACCGUCUCCCACGAUGCAGACUCGCAGACCACCAAGGUCAGCUUCGACCAGACCAUCUCCAAGGGCAGCAAGGCGAAGCUCACCAUGACCUUCUCCGGGAUCCUGAACGACAACAUGGCUGGCUUCUACCGGUCGUCGUUCAAGGCAGCGGACGGCUCGACCACCUACAUGGCCACAACACAAAUGGAGCCGACCGAUGCACGACGGGCGUUCCCCUGCUUCGACGAGCCGGCGCUGAAGGCCAAGUUCACUGUCACCCUCGUCGCGGACGACAAGAUGACAUGUCUGAGCAACAUGGACGUGGCGUCUGAGAAGACGGUGGACUCCAAGGUCACGGGCGGCAAGCGCAAGGCCACCACCUUCAACCCCACGCCCCUCAUGUCGACCUACCUCCUCGCCUUCAUCAUCGGAGAGCUCAACUACAUCGAGACGAACAGCUUCCGCAAGCCCGUCAGAGUGUAUGCGCCCAAGGACAGGGAUAUCGAGCACGGCCGAUACUCGCUUGAGCUUGCAGCAAAGACUCUGGCAUUCUACGAAAAGACGUUUGACAGCGAAUUCCCGCUGCCAAAGAUGGACAUGGUUGCCAUUCCCGACUUCAGUGCCGGCGCCAUGGAGAACUGGGGUCUUGUUACGUACCGCGUUGUCGAUCUGCUCAUGGAUGAGAAGAACAGCGGCGCCGCAAUGAAGCAGCGCGUAGCCGAGAUCGUGCAACACGAGCUGGCACAUCAGUGGUUCGGCAAUCUGGUAACCAUGGACUUUUGGGAUGGCUUGUGGCUAAACGAGGGAUUUGCAACAUGGAUGUCUUGGUACUCCUGCAACGUCUUUUACCCCGACUGGAAAGUCUGGGAGGGCUAUGUUACUGACAACCUUGCCGGCGCGCUGUCAUUGGACUCGUUGCGCAGCAGUCAUCCUAUCGAGGUUCCUGUCAAGCGCGCGGACGAGAUCAACCAGAUCUUCGACGCCAUCUCGUACUCCAAGGGCUCCAGUGUCAUUCGCAUGAUCUCAAAGUACAUUGGCGAGGAGACAUUCAUGGAGGGUAUCCGUCGCUACCUGAAGAAGCAUGCCUACGGAAACACCGAGACUGGCGACCUGUGGGCUGCAUUGAGCGAAGCUAGCGGCAAGGACGUCGGCAAGGUCAUGGACAUCUGGACCAAGAAAGUCGGCUUCCCCGUCGUCACCGUCACCGAAGGCUCCGACUCGAUCCACCUGAAGCAAAAUCGCUUCCUCCGCACUGCCGAUGUCAAGCCUGAGGAGGAUCAGACUCUCUACCCUGUCUUCCUUGGACUGCGAACGAAGGACGGCGUCAACGAGGACUUGACUCUCUUUGACCGCGAGGCUAACUUCAAGCUAAAAGACAUGGAUUUCUUCAAGCUGAAUGCCGAUCACUCCGGUAUCUACCGAACUUCGUACACGCCAGAGCGGCUGCGAAAGCUUGGUGUGGCUGCCAAGGAGGGUCUUCUCACGGUCGAGGACAGGGCUGGUAUGAUUGCCGAUGCCGGUUCUCUGGCUGCUUCAGGAUACCAGAAGUCGUCAGGCAUCCUAUCGCUUCUUGACAGCUUCAAGAGCGAGCCCGACAUGGUUGUCUGGCAGGAGAUUACGGGCCGCAUUGGCUCCCUCCGUGGCGCCUGGAUGUUCGAGGAUCAGUCCAUUAGGGAUGCUCUCAAGCAGUUCCAACUGGACCUCGUCAAGGACAAGGCGCACGAGCUGGGCUGGACGUUCAGCGAGAAGGAUGGGCACAUUGAGCAGCAGUUCAAGAGCCUGAUGUUCGGCGCCGCUGGUAUCUCUGGCGACGAGGAAAUCACCAAGGCUUCCUUUGACAUGUUCAACAAGUUCAAGGCCGGCGACAAGACCGCCAUCCACCCCAACAUUCGCGGUAGCGUGUACGCCAUCGUCUUGGCAAAGGGUGGCAAGGAAGAGUACGACGCGCUUAUCAACGAGACUCUUCACGCCGCCACCGCUGACGAGCGCAACUCUGCCCUGCGCUCUCUCGGCCGCGCCAAGUCACCCGAGCUCAUUCAGCGCACACUUGACUUCGCACUGAGCAAAGAUGUCAAGGGUCAAGACAUCUACCUGCCAAUCUCUGCCCUGCGAUCCCACCCCGAGGGCUGCCAUGCACUCUGGAAAUGGGUCAAGGACAACUGGGAGGAGCUCGAGAGGAGGCUACCACCUAGCUUGAGCAUGUUGAGCUCUGUCGUGUCGAUUUGCACGUCGACCUUUACCCAUCGCGAGCACAUUGAGGACAUCAAGUCGUUCUUCGCAAACAAGAGCACGAAAGGGCUUUGA
Parastagonospora nodorum SN15 is the source of this 2541-nucleotide messenger RNA. RefSeq lists its product as hypothetical. NCBI's taxonomy places the organism in Eukaryota, Fungi, Ascomycota, Dothideomycetes, Pleosporales, Phaeosphaeriaceae. Gene Ontology annotation, cellular component: cytoplasm. Gene Ontology annotation, molecular function: metalloaminopeptidase activity; peptide binding; zinc ion binding. Gene Ontology annotation, biological process: proteolysis; peptide catabolic process. The record is from RefSeq and is a predicted model, not a curated record. Bases 1 to 2541 code for a protein of 846 amino acids. The transcript has 3 exons.